This is a messenger RNA of Scleropages formosus (Asian bonytongue), 1337 nucleotides long. Its product is annotated as prothymosin alpha. The record is from RefSeq and is a predicted model, not a curated record. Lineage: Eukaryota; Metazoa; Chordata; Actinopteri; Osteoglossiformes; Osteoglossidae. Gene Ontology annotation, molecular function: histone binding. The transcript has 5 exons. Gene Ontology annotation, biological process: positive regulation of transcription by RNA polymerase II; negative regulation of apoptotic process. Bases 159 to 512 code for a protein of 117 amino acids. Gene Ontology annotation, cellular component: nucleus.
UCAAGCGUCGAGCUUUGAGUUCUGGGGUUGAAACCAAUUUGUUUCACUCCUCUUGUAGCUUCCAGAUCCGUAGCUCGUCUUCAUCACUGUAUUUCUAAGUACAAAAACGGAAAUAGCCGAAUAAAAUUAAUUUGGAUAUAUUCUUAUUCCUUGCAACAAUGGCAGACAGCGCAGUUGACACCACUACAACCUCUGAGGUCUCACCAAAGGACUUGAAGGAGAAGAAAGAAGUUGUAGAGGAGGUGGAUGAAGCCGAGAAGGAGAACGGCAGCGACGACGCACCUGCCAAUGGAACAAAGACAAAUGGUGCUGAAAAUGGUGAUGAGACCCCUGAAGAUGAGGAGGAAGAAGAGGAAGGAGAUGGAGAUGAGGGUGAGGAUGGAGAGGAUGGUGCAGAGGAAGAGGCUGAUGGACAUGCUGUGAAGCGCCAAGCGGAAGAGGAAGAAAAUGUUGAAACAAAAAAGCAGAAGACAGAAAAUGGCAGCUCUACAGAAGAUGAAGUGAAAGCCUAAAGCCUCAGUCUACUUUCAGUAGCUCUGUCCACAUGGUCAAUAUGACCUAGUAGAGGUUGUGCUUUCAUAUACAUCACAGAAACAUUUCCCCCAUAUUCUAUUUGCACUGGAGUUCUAUAACGUCACAGCCCUUUUUUUGUAAAAUGUUAUUUAUUGGUCCCUUCAUGGCCAGUUUUAAUUACUGCUGAAAAUGGGGCCUGUUCAUGAGAACAGUCCCUUUUUUUCCUUCUUCAAAACAGUUGUGAAGCACAUUUUCUACUUUGUUACCUGACCAGCUGGUGAUAGUCUUAAGCAGCUGUGCCCUUUCUUAUAAGGUUCAGACAUUUAUAUGGUGACCUCUUAAACAUUCAAUGAAGACCAAAGAUAAGUUUUAAGCAGGGGGUAAUGGACAGUUAGGGUUAGAAUGGUUCUAUUUUAGCUUGUGCUGCUAGUAGUUAUAAAACCUUGCCUUGCUGGUCUGUAAUGUAACGGCAGAUGGCACACACAAAUUUGAGGGCCUCUUUACUGAACAUGAUAAUUUGGCCCACUGAGCAAAUAAGCUUAUGCAAUGUUUAUUAACCCCUCUUAAAUCUUAAGGUUUUGGUCCCUGUUCUGUAUCCAUUUGUUUUCUUCAAGGUCUGUACAGUUUGGUUUAAUAUUUGCUGGGAUAACAGAUUUAGGUCUUUAAAAGCUUCGGAAAACCUAUACUGGUGGUCCUUACUUUGUCCUCUCUAAGCAAUCUUUUUUUAAAAAAAAAAAAAAAAAACAACAAAUGGUUUGUUUGCGCUGACCACUGCUUUGUAUAUUCUGGUUCUGGAUUAUAAAUAAAUCAGUCUUGUCUUUUUA